Molecule: messenger RNA, 15652 nt
Organism: Trichogramma pretiosum
Lineage: Eukaryota; Metazoa; Arthropoda; Insecta; Hymenoptera; Trichogrammatidae
Product: titin homolog
Exons: 15
Coding region: 1401-13007 (3868 amino acids)
Biological process (GO): regulation of DNA-templated transcription
Cellular component (GO): RSF complex
Source: RefSeq, a predicted model, not a curated record
CACGGAUUAUAAACAGGGUUAGGAUAUUAGCCGUUGAUUUUGCGCUGCUGCCGUUUCGUCGCUCGUGCGAGCGAGUCGUCGUAGUCGUCGCGCGGAGCAGCACAUUAUAGGCAUCGUGUAUAUACAUAUAUAUAGGUGCUACGUAGAUGUUGCACACCUAUACAUAAACAGAUUAUAAAAAGUGCAUCUCGCGAAAUUUUUCGCCCGAAAAGUUUUUGUUGAAUAAAAAGCAUCGCCGGAAGCGAUCGGCCUCUCGUCGAGUCCUCGCGAGUGAACGAGUGAUUUUCCUGCUAGCACCUAAGGCCAGGGAGUAGCGCGAUCGCGAAGUGAAUAACAAUAUACAGACAUACAUAAUCGCACUGAGUGCAGAGUGCAGAGUGUCGCGCGCGCCUGCAUCAGACAGAGACGUUCUACUAUUACGCGGUCAGCGAUCGACUAUAUAACAAUACAUGAUAUAGAAAACAACGAUUGGUCUUUGUGUACAGUGAUCCAGUGCAGUGACAUCGCCGCUGCUGCUCUCGGCAUAGAUACGCGCGCGAGGCAUGCCGUGCUGCGAGUGCUGCAUUUUGGCGCGAUAUAAUGCGGCUGUCAUGCCUGCGUCCCAGUGAACGAUGUCGCCUACGCGUUGUUGCCUCUUCAACUUCUCGUUGUCGCAGCGAUUCAACUAAUAAACACGAUAUAUAGUUACUGUCUCUUAAGGCAUAGUGUGCGCGAAUUUACACGCACACAUACGCGCGUGACUACAUAUAAAUAUAUAUAUAUAUAUAUACAGUGCGUGCCGUGUAUAUGUGUUCGCGUGUUAUUUGUGCGCGCGGCCCGCUGGCGUGAAGAAACGCAGGACAGCCACAGCGUUAUUAUGGAACGAUCUUGUGCGCCUCGUCUCGUACAUAUACACAGAGAUUUGAGAAGAGUGAAAAAAAAAUAAGUGAAGUGUAUUGAUAUUCCUCGUUGCAAGAGAAAAAAAAAAAGAAGUCGAGUGCCAAUCGUGCGUGCGCGAGUGUUGAAAGUGUGCGUGCGUGGUGCGUUGUUAUUUUCAAGGACCAUUGCUCGUCUCAUUUUGGCUGCUGGACUUGCGGGCUUGUAUCAUGCCCGUGUGAUGUAAAACAAAAAAAAAAAAAAACGACAGAACAGCAGCAGCAGUGGGUUGUUGCAUCGUCGCUCCGAUACGCGCGCACAGUUUUGCGACUCACACACACGCAGCAUAUGAAGUUGGGCUCGCGCUCGGCGCAGCAGCGCAAUCAUUCGCACACACGCACACACACACGCAUCGAGGUGGUAGCACCAAGCAACAGCAGCAGCAGCAGCAGGCAGCAGCGAGCACAGUUCAGUUCAGUUCAGUUCGCCACAGUGUUGUGCGGUAAAGUAGCGGUGGCGGCGGCGGCGGCGGCGUACAGUUAAAAAUGGCGUCGGCGGAAAGCAGCGAAGCCUCCUGCGUGACUGACCCGAAUUUCGCGGUCAUCUGCUCGUUCAUCGAGCAAUUCGGCAAGCACUGCGGACUGGAGACACCGGACAUAGCCAGUCUACAGGACUGGAUUGACAAUACGCAAGAUGUGCCUAAGCCUCUUGUGGAUCUACACGUCAAACUACUUAGGAAAGCAAGAAAGAGUGUUAAUCCAGAAAAAUGGGAAAGAGCAGUAGUCAAAUUCUGUCAUACAUAUUCCAAUCAAGAUGCUUGGGAGUUAGAGCGAAUUGGAUAUAAAAAAGCUCGAGCAGCGAUAAAACUAAGAGUGCUAAAGGCGCUAUUAGAAAUACAAUUUGACAAAAAUCAGAGGUUCAAGAAUGAAGUCAACAAAUUACCAGCAAAUGAACUGAGACUGCAACCCCUGGGACGCGAUAAAGCUGGUUUGACUUAUUGGUGCCAGUUAGACGAAGAAUGUAAUAUUCGAGUAUACAGAGAAGAUUUAGAGGAAGAAAAUUGGGAAUUGAUUGCCAAAAAUCGUGAAGACAUGGUUGCUAUAAUAAAUACUUUAACUGAUGGAGAGGUGGGUGAUAUCCCAAUAAGUGAAGAAGACAGCAAUAGUCUUGAAACCUUAGAAAAACCAACUAUUGAUACUGGUCAAGAAGAAACUAAUCCUAUUAAUGGCGAUGCACUUGAAAAUGAAAAAAAUAAAAAUGAUCUCGAAGAUAAACAAAAGUUAGAAAAAGAAGAUGAUGAUGAGCAAGAUGACGAAGAAGAUGAUGACGAUGAAGAGGAAGAUGGUGAAGAGGGUGAUGAUGACGACGAAGGUGAGGAAGAAUCAGAGGAAGAAGAGUCAGAGUCUGAAUCAGAAGAAGAAGAGGAGGAGGAAGAUAAACAAAAUGAUGAUCAAAAAGAAACAAUUAUCAGCAAAGAAAAUGGUAAAAGUUCAGAUACAUGUGCAUCUGUACCAGAAACUGUCAUAACACCUGUAACAGGAACAGUCCCAGUAUCUGUAUCAGAACCAGAACCAUCAUCAGCAACGAAGUCUGUACCUGCACAAUCUGUUGUUCAAUCUGUUAAUCGUGAAAUAAUCCAAAAAUCAGAGAAAUCUGUUGAGGUUCCUGUAAAUGAAGAAGGUACUGUUAAUAGUACUGAAUCUGUGAAAAAUGGCACGACUACUCAUCAAGAUGGAACCAAUACAACAAUUAAAUCUAUUGAAACUCCUGUGAUAACUACCUCACCACUUAAAAUUGUUAAUAUCAAUGAACUAAAACAAGAUCCAGAGAAAAAAGUCGAAACACACAGCAAGGUUCCAGUGAUUAACAAUACUUUCGGUGUAACGACUGAUUUGAGUUCUGGUCAUAAUAAACCAUCAGUAAAACCCAUUGAUCAACUUGCUGCUAAUCUUGGGCGAAUAAAGGCAGAUAAACCCUUUAGUAAACUCGAUAAAAUCGCUGAAUCUUUAGCCAAAGGACAAGCGAGUGCUUUUGGUAUUCAGUCAAAUGGUGAAGAUGAUGUCAGAUUGCAGCAGCCGCGCAAUCAUCGAGGAAUAGAUCUUUCUACUUCACCCAGAGGAUGGGAAAAUGCGAAUGAUCAACCAGUCGAUUUUUCUGGAAUGGAUCUAUCGAAUCGUAAAUCGACGGCUUCUGUUUUCAAGCCACAAGAUUUAACUGCAUCACAUCAUCAGCAGCAACUAAGCAUGGAUUUGAGCACUCGCAAAUCUGCCGCUAAGCUUCAUCCAAAUCUGUCUCAGUAUGAACCUCAGGCGGCAUUUGAUGUAAGAACUCACGCUAUGCUUCGAAAUCACGCAUUAGUUGCUGACUUGAGCAAACGCCAUGUACCAUAUCAGCCUUAUGAAUUACCUUCAAAUGUAGCUGGAGUGCCUUAUGGGGCUUCUCCUCAGCAACGUUUACCAAGCUACGCCAUGGUCCCUGAUCCUAGUAAAUUAUCCACAUUACGAAUGGCUCAAAGUAGUUCUCCACUCAAACGGCCGUUAGAUACAAUGGAACCUUCUGACGCCGUUCUGAAACGCAUGCGAACCGACAAUAUUCGAGGAGUAGAUCCUGCCAAACUAGCCCCACAUUGGCGAGAUGAAGUCGGUGAGGCCAUUGAAGACCCCGUUAUGAUGGUGCGAGGGGAGGGAUCGGGUGCUGACUGCGACGCUGUUUUUGGCGAAGAAAUUGAAGAGCCAGUAAUGUAUUUUUAUGGUGAAGGUUCUGGUGCAGAUUGCGAAACCGGCAAUAGUCCUACUAAUGAAGAACAAAAAGACGAAGAAAAGCUUAGUCCAAGCAAAACAAAAUAUAAACUUGGUGUACAAAUUUUCAAUCAACCGAGUACCGUUGUAACACCGAAAAGAAGUUCGAGAUGGGACGUCGGUGGUCCAUCUGGACCAAAUGAAAAUUCGGCUGAGCAAAUUUCUCCUCCAAAAUUCUUUUUUGGACCAAAUUGCAUAGCUUAUGGUGCUGCAUCCAAACCACGAGUCAACGAAGAAGAUAAUGGUCUAAAAAAUGAUUCAAAAAUUGUUCCUAAAAAUGAUGAUGAAAGCACGAAAAAAGAUCUAUGUGAUAAGACAGAUGUAAAAUCUGAGGUGGCCAAAAGUGCGGAUACAAUAAGUUCUUGUGCAGUUGAAAAUGUUUCUGAAAUAAAAACAGAAGAUGAAAAAUCUUCAUUGGACGAUCUCAAGACUGUUGAAAAAGAACUUGUAAAAACUGUCAAGACUGAAAAUGAAGUUAAGCAGCAGAAUGAAGAAUCCAAAGCAUCAUGUGAGCCUUCAAAACAUUUAGAAAAUACAAAUACCCAAGAGUCUAUGAACUCAGAAACGAAGUCUGAAACUGAUCUAGAAAAAUCGGAUAAAAGUGAAUGUUCAGUGUCUUUUGGAAAAGAAGACUCCAAGAUGACAGAAACAACCGAAAACAGUGAUUCUUCAGAACCAAUGCAGAUUGCAACACAAGCAGAUUCAGAGCUCUCUUGGUUGCAAACAGCCCAGUCUGAUGAUGCUGUAGAUAAUGCACAAAUACCUCAACUAGAAUCGAGCUUACAGUUACCCCAAAUUACUGAUGAAGCUAAAAGCAAAAAACCUCUUGAUAUAUCCCACAAAGAUGAAUCAAAUUCUAGUAAAAGUGAACGUGUAGAAGAAAAAGAAACUUUGAAAGAACAAUCAAGAGUAUCUGAAAAAGUUUUGGCUGAUGUGGAUAACCCUGUUGAUGAAGUUGCUUCUGAUGACUUGAGUUGUUCACAAAGUGUUGAUCGUGAUGAUGGUAAUAAACUUCUAGAUCAACCAAUAUCAGCUGAAAACAGUAAUACUUCUGAUUCUAAUGUUGAGAGCAAAGAUUCAAUAUCAAAUCUUACUAUAUCAAAAAAUGAUGAAGAAUCCAGUUCAAUUGUACCUCCUAUCAAUUCUUUGUCAAUGUUUGGAACUGAAGCAACACACACUCAAACCAAAGGAAAACCUGAAUUGGUUGAAGAAAAAAUUGAGAAUGUAGCAUCUGAUGUUUUAGAUAUUUCUAAAAGUGAACGGAGCACUGCUGAUAAACUUUCAGAUAAUCAAACAGCCACUAAUUUUUCUCCUGGUGAGAAAAAGAAAUCAGAGGAUGCUUCUACUUUUGCAACUCAAAUAGAUGAACCAACCAAGUGUACUAGUCCUACUUCAAAAGAUAUUGAUGUUGAUCUUGAUGACACAUUGAAAAUGGAAGAAACAUUUUCUGCUGAAAAUACUUCAAGAUUAAGAUUAAAUGAAUCCGAAAUUAAUGAAAAAAUGGACGAAAGUAUAUCAAAUCAGGACAAUUCUGAUUUUCAGGGAAACAUCGAUGAGGAAUCGUCAGUCAGUGAAAAAAGUAAUGUCAAUGAGAAUAAGAAAAAUGAUAAUAAGUGUAAUAUCACCAAUGAUCAUGGUGUUGAAGAAGAAAAAAGUGAUCUUCCACCUCCAUCAAGGUUGACAAUAGAAAACGUGAGACGAAAAGCUGCUGAAGCUGAGCAAAGCAAUACAGAUUCUUUAUACUUCAAAAAAAUAGAUGAAAGAUCAGUGGAAUCAAGUUUGAUAGUUGAGUGUGCUAGUAUUAGAACUGACGAUGAUAUGACUAUGAUAACUGAUGACAAAUCUGAAAAAUCAAGUGAUUCAAAUAAAGAUGAUGCUUUGGAAAGUCCACCAGAUAUUAUAAUGAACGAAAAAGAUUCGCCUGCUGGUAAUGAUAAUGUUUUGGAAGAUCAAGCAAGAGCAGAACAAUCAAAAGACACAACUGAGUCAUCUGAAAAAUCUAGUAAAGAAGGAAUUGAACAACAAAUUCCAAAACAAGAUUCAAGUUUACAAGCUGGAAAUACGUUAUUAGAAAAAACAAAUAUAGAUCAGAAAUUUACAAUUCCUAAAAAUAUCGAUGAUGUUGAAUCAGUUGAAUCAAAAACGUCUGAUAUUUCUGUUGUCAAUGAUCCGUCACAGGCUAAAAGUAUUGAUAACUUGACAAACACUAUUUCGGAUAAAAAUAAAGCAAACAAAGAGUCUGAAAUCAAAAUUUCUCUUGAAUCGCCAGUGACUGAUAAGUCUACUCAAAAUACUAACGUUGAAUUGAAAAAAUGCGACGAUUCCGAUAAAUUAGAAUUAAAAGUUAUUGAUAAAAGUGAUAUUAUGGAUGGUUCUGGAAAAGAAUCUGAUUGCAAGCCUUUAGUGGCUUAUUAUGACAGCGAUUCAAUUGAUGAAAGUAAUGCUGAUUGUUCAACUUCAGGCAAAAAAGCAGAUGUCAAGCCUACUCAAGUAGAAGUUGUUAAAGAACAGGAUAUAGCAACUGAUUCUUCGAAAAAUCAUGAGCAUAACGUAGAGGAUUUACAAACACUGGAAAAAGUUGAAAAAAGUGAAGAGAGUUCAGAAACAAUAGUAAAAGAUGAAAAUAGUGAAAAACUUGAAGAAACAAAAGUUACUGCUUCUACAAAAGAGCCCAAAAGUUUUGAAAAUCUAAGUGAAAGUGUAUCACAGCUAUCUGAAGGUCAUAAAAAUCUUGAUACUACUUGUGAAGCUACUCCAAAACAAGAUUUAGAGAAAGUUAUACCCAAUCAUGAAAGUAAAUUAGAGAAAUCUUCAUUAGUUAAUAAUGCAGAGACGCUUGACGAAGAUUCUGUCACAGGUGAACUUGAGUCUAGAGCUGCUAAUACCAGUAUACCUUCUUCUGAAAAUGAAAUUAUUGCUGAAAAAGAGCCAAUAAUUCAAUCUUGGAAAAAGCAGACUGUUAUUGAUGAUCUAAGUAAGACAAUAAUUGAUAGUAAGAAAAAAACUCAUCCUACCGUUAAAGAAAACAUAAUCUCCGCUUAUCAAACACAAAUGCCUUCAUCUAUUGCUGUGGAAAAAAAUGUAGAGGAUAUGAAUGUAAAACAGAUCAGUUCAACAAAAAUUGAUGAACUAUAUCAUAAAGUUGAUUUAUCACAUACAAAUUAUGUUAAUGAAAAUUUAGAUGCAAAUACAUUUAAAUGUUCUAAAAGAUUACCGGAGGAAGAGCUGUAUGAUGAUCGACCGAUAAAACACCUACACACAGAAGAACAGCAAGAUAGUUCAGCACCAGUAUGUAGCAAGUCUACUUCAGAAACAAUUUCAGAUAUUCCUGCAAAUGAUAAAGUGUCCGAUAAUCAAAAAAUAGUUGAAAAUGAAAUUGUUGAACAAUUUCCAACUGAAAAUAAAAUUAAAUCACAAGAAACUUGCAAAGAAAAACCUGCGGAUCUAGAACAUGUUCCUCAGCCGCAGGAAGUAAGUGAGAUAACUUCUAAAGACCAAGAGUCUGUUCAGUCUGAAACACUUGCUGUAUCCGAAACGAUAACAGCAACUCAAAACGAAAAUAAAGAAAGAUUUAGUGAAAUUUCUAAAGGUAUCACGCAGGUUGAACAGACAGAUUUGUUCUCUGAAAAAGUGGAUGAAUCUAAAUUGACACCUUUGGAAAGUACAGUGGCAUCGAAAAUUGACGAAGCACCUGUUGUAGAAACUGUACCUACACAGCAAACAAUGCAGAUGACCGAGUCUCAUGAAACUCCUUCAAACGUUAUUGACACAGCAUUAGAAAAAGAUCAGUCUUCAGUACAGACAGAAGAUUCAUCCGAAAUACUCACUGAAAAGCAUAAUGUCAAUGCCGAUCAAAUUUCAACACUAGUGGAAGAAACUCCUACGAUAGCGUCUACUCAAUUAACGGAAUUAGCUGAACCAAAAGAGCAUUUACCAAAAGAAAGCGAACCAAAGGAAUCUCAUGUAGCACCACCACUACCUCAAGAAUCGAUCGAAACCGCAGAACAAGCUUCUAGCGAUGAUGACUCUAUUGGGGCUGGAGGUAACGACGAGAGCAUGUUCGAUGCACCACCUGUCGACGACGAACCUCCUGUCGCUGAUUCCGAAUCUGCCGAAGACAUCGUUGCAUCGGUUGGUGGAAUUCGUGUCGCAGAAGUACCUGAUAUAGCGACAGCUGGUGCAUGGAAACUGGAUUCAACCAUGGAACCUCCAGCUGAAAUAGUGCAACGAGUAACGAGACAGUCGCGAAAACGACGAAACAGUUGUCAAGCUCAAGACAAUGACUCCGAAGAUUUGGGCAGUUCAAAAAUGCAAUCAGACGAAGACGAAGGUACGGCUGGUAAAAGAAUGAAGCUCAAAGCCAAAAGAACCGUCGAUCAGCAGUUCCGCGAAAAAGUCGAAAAGAGCAGAAAGAUCAGCGCCAGUUCCGAGGACGAUUUCAAAAAACAAGAAUCCGAGGAAGCUGCGAUCGAUGGAGCUGCAGGUUACGAUUCACAAGAUAAGGAAGGUGAAGCGAGUACUGUCGGAACUGUUGCCGCUGCCACUGCGAAAAAAGGUAAACGACCGAAAGCACGAAAACGUAAAGGUGGCAAAAAAGGUCGCGCAACAGCUCUUAAACCACCUGCUCCAGCAACCAACGAGGCUGCAGGUGAAUCGAACGAGCAGCCGGAAGCAGAUCCAAGUGUCAAAAAAGAAGAUGCGAAUGAAGGUGAAACUGCAGCUAAAGCACCGGAAAAGAAACAACGUAAAAAGCGUAACAUGCUCCUCGGUCUGGAUAUCGCAGAAAGUGAAGCAGCAGGAAUCGGGGAUAGUGAAACUCCUGUGCGAGCUUCGAGGCGAAUUGCUCAAUUGAGGAUCAAAAAGGAAGCUGACAAAAGCUUGAUCGAAGAAAUGGCCAAGGCUCAAGUAGAGAGCGAAAAGAAACCCAAAAAACACGACAAAAGCGGGAAGCACAAAGAGGAGAAAAAAGAUAAGAAGAAGAAGCGUAAGAAAGAAAGCGAAGAGGACGAAAAAAUGAUGAAGGAUCUUGAAAAGGAAGACAAGAAAAAGAAAAAGAAACGCAAGAAGAAGAAACUUGGUGCUAAAUUCAACCACGAUCAUCCAUGGCAGAGUUCUUCCGGAUCGUCUAGUUCCGAUGAAAAUGAAGAGCACGAAGAAGAAGAGGAGGAAAUCGAGACAGACGAAGACCGACUCGUUUUCAAAAGUGAUCACGAAUUUUCUCCGGAAAGCGAUCUUGAAAAAGAAGAAGAAUCCGAACCCAUGCGCCGUGCUAGAACUGCUCAAAAAGAUGACGACGAAGCUGAAGACGAGUAUGCUUGUCAGAAGUGUAGUAAAUCUGAUCAUCCUGAGUGGAUUCUUCUUUGCGAUAGCUGUGAUCAAGGUUGGCACUGUUCUUGUCUAAGGCCUGCCCUUAUGAUUAUUCCCGAGGGCGACUGGUUCUGUCCACCGUGUCAACAUUAUACUUUAGUUACCAAACUUCAAGAAAAACUCAAAAUCUUCGAUAUACAAACGAAGAAGCACGAAAACGAAUUGCUUCGGAAAAAGCGCAUCGCCUAUGUUGGCAUUAGCAUGGACAAUGUACUUCAAAAAGCCGAAGACAGUACCAGAACUCGUAGGCCAUCUCGAGGUUCGAGUUUAGACGACGAUGACGAUUCGAGCGACGGAUCGAGCAGUGACGAAUCCAGCUCCGAGGAAUCGAGUAGCGACGAGAGUGAGCCUGUUUAUCAGCUUAGAGAAAGACGGACUGCUAAUGCUUCCUACAAGUUUACCGAAUACGAUGAAUUGAUCAAAGAUGCUAUCAAAGGGGAUUUCGAAUCUUCAAAGGGCGCUGGUAACCAAGGCCGAGGCAAAGACAUUGCGACCAUCGUAAAUGCCGCUGAAAAACAAGAAAAAGAAUACGAAGCCAUGAAACAAUUGAAAGCUGAAGAAGAGUACGAAGGUGACGCGAAGUCCGAAAAAGAUAGCGAUGAAGAUUUCAAAGUCGAAAAAGAAGACGACAACGACGAUGGUGACGAUGAUAAUGAUUCUCUUACGAGAGUAAAAGUCACAGCUAAAGCUAGAAUGCUUGCUCGUAAAAAACCUCGCAAGCUCAACAGUUUGGACUUCAGUAGUGAAGAAGAUGAUCCUUAUAGCGAUGAAGAUUUCAAGGGUUCGAGCUCCGAAGAAGAGGAAGAAGAUCCCGAUGAACAGCUUAGCUCGUCCGAUGACAGCGAUCUGGCUGGUCGACGACGUGGUAGAGGAAGAGAUAAACGUCCCGUCAGAAGAUCGACUCGAGCUCGUACGACCAGAUACGAUGAAGAUUUUAUCAAUGACGAUAGUGAUGACAGUGAUCGUCCGAAACGGAAGAAAUCCAGAGGCAGCUGGGCUGCUGAAUCCGAGAGCGAAGAAAGCGAUAAUUCGUGGCGACAGAAGAAGAAAAAUCGUAAAAGCUCAUCUUCCAGGCGAUCAGCACCAAAAAUCAAAGCAAGCAAAAAGAAAAAGAAGAGGAAGCGCAUUAUAACGCAGGACAGCGAUGAAGAGGAAGAAACACAAAAAUUCGAAGAAGUUCCUCCAGUAAUUCCACCAGUGGCUCAAGAAGUUCAACCAAUUCAGCAAAGUCAACCAUUACAGCCAGUUGAACAUGUUCAACAAACUAUUCCUGCUGAGGCUGCAACAUCGGAUCCAGUAUCUGGACCAGUCCCAAUUAUAAAUCAAUCUUUAGGAGUCAACCAAGAUAUCGAAAUGCCAUUCGAUCAGUCUCAACCAAUGGAACAAGUACCUGUACCUCAAACAAUAGUACCUCCUGUUGCAGAAGAUUUAGUUCCACCAGUUGCUUAUGAUGCUUUACCUGUUCCACAAGCAACACCCAUGGAACAAGGAGAUCAAUAUAAAAAGAAAAAGAAAGAGCCAAAAGAAAAGAAAAUAAGAAGAAAAAUCGUUUACGGCAGAAUAAGAGAUGAGAAUGAAAUUGCUGAAGAAGAAUUAAACACUGGUAGACGUACUAGAGGAAGAAAAAUUAGUUACCUCGACGCUAUGCCAUCGGACAGUGAUGAGGAAUUGAAAAAAGCGUUGAGAAAAACUGAGGAUGCGGAAGAUGAAUUUGUUGUUCACGAUAACGAAGACAUCAUAGACGACGCUGAAAAAGAUUCAGACGAUGAUGUGUAUUCUCCUAAACACCAAGUAGUUCGUGGUAAAAGUGCUACCCCUCGAGGCGGUGGUCGUGGCCGAGGCAAUAAAAGAAGUCCUGGAGCGAAAAGAAAAUCAGUGUCAGACGAUGGUACUCCAAAGCAGCGUAAAAAGCCUGGUCCCAAACCGGGUACGAAGCAAAAACGUCAAUCGAAGUCUGGCGAUGACUUCGACUCAAGUCUCAUCAAUAACGACAUGCUUGUAGGAAUGCAAGUCGACGAUUCUGUGCAGGGUAUUUUGCCCGGAAAUGUGACUGUCGAAGGAUCUUUGGCCAGUCUCGAUGAGCAAUUAGUGGAUCAGCUAAUGAUGGAUGGUGAUUACGAUCAAAGACCAAUUGAUAUGGAUGCUCUCGAGCUUGCGAAGAAAAAGAAAAAGGAAGAGCGUGAAGCGAAAAAAAUGGAAAAAGCUCGACAGAAAGCUUUAGAAAUAUUGGCAGCAGAGAGCAUGAAUCCUGACGGCACGGAUGGGGAUGUUCCUAAAAAGAAGAAACGUGGCCGACGAAGCAAGGCUGAAAUUCUCGCAGAACAAAUGAGGAGAGAAUCAGCUGGAUUGCCACCCGAAAUGCCACCUCAAGUACAGGAGCCGCCCCCACCACAGCCACAGCAGCAGCCCAUUCAGCAACUCCCCACACAACCGCCAAUGAUACCAGUACCAGUGCAGCAAAUGGCAGCUCAACACAUGCAGGUGCCAGUACCACCUCCUACAGAAAUAAUAAAUGCAACUGGCAUGCCUACAAUGCAGCCGAUACCUGGUAUGGGCCCGGUUGAACAACCACCACCUGCUUGUGAUCCUAGGAUGAUGGAAAAUAAUCCUAUGAUACCUAUGAUUUCACCUCAAUCAAGUGACUACUCUAUGGAUAGCAGUCCAAUGUUCAAUCCUGAUGGUAGUCCUUUGAAACCAAAACGUCGUGGUAGAGGCAAAGGCAAAAAAACUUUAGCAAUGGAAGCAGCUCGUGCAGCUGAAGCUGCUGCCAAAGUUGCUGCAGAGCAAGGUUUGAUGGGAAUACCUCCAACGCCAGUGGAAAGUGGACCAAAUCCCGAACUUUCGAAACUUGAAGAAAUGCAAGCUUCCGUUUUACCCCCUGGAAGCAAUGUUUCGCCUUCGACUCCACCCACGACGUCGAAUCCGGCUAGUGUCUAUUCUAGCAUGCCACCGCAACAGCCUGGAUCACAACAGUCAUCAGUUAUAACUAGAAUGCUGCAGACACAACCACCUGUUCCAAGCAGUGCACAGUCUUUCACUUCUGCAGCUGUGGCCAUGAGCCACAAAUACUUCGGUGGGCCACCAAAUCCUACCGGACCGAUGAUGGGUGGACCAAGACCUGGUUUUGACAUGCAAAACAGAGGACGGAUACCUUCGCCAUAUAGACAACCUGGCUCGCAACAGCCAAUGCCACCGCAUUUCCCACCAGUUAGGGCGGGUACGCCACCGAACAUGAGGUUGCGAGUACCUGGAUCUGCUCCAGGAAUGUACGGAUGCAUGAUGGAUCCGAGCCCGUCAGGUGGUGGGCCGAUCACCAUAAACAGCCGUGGCCCACCUCCUCCGGGCGGUCCACCCGGCGGUGCCGACAGAAGUUCUCCCCUGGGUCCUGGCCCACCUGGUGGACCUCCGCUCAACAUGAUACCACCGUCGGCAGGUAGUCCAUUGGCCAAGGGAGGCCCUACUCCUCCGCCGCCCUACGUGCGCCGUUUCGCCGAGCCACAGAUGGGCAGUCCGCGUCAUCCGCUGCCGGCGUUCACCAAUGCGAACAUGCAACAGCCAUCGCCACCGACGAGUCGCACACCCGGCAACUUUUCGCCCUAUCAUCCGCCUCCUCCGCCGAACUAUCACUACGGGCCGGCUUACACCGGACCGCCUUCCAUGCCCAUGAACGAGGAAACUGGCACCGGAGCUCCGUAUCAGCCGACACCUUAUCCCGGCGCCGCUGAUCAGCAGCAGCAUUAUCCACCGGCCGGCGCUGAACAGACACUGCCACCACCACCUAGGCCAGGACCGCCGCAGACGCAGUCGGGUCCACCGCCUCGAGCUCAGAUGCCACCGGGUCCGCAUCCGCCUCAUCCCGGUCAUGCGGGCCAUCCGGGUCACCCAGGACAUCCGUAUGGUAAACGCGACGAGGAAGGUAGCAGCGGUGAAUUCGGUGGCUUGGUGUCGUACUUCAGUAGCCAGCGAGAAGACGACAUUGAGUCGUAGCACGAGUAAGAAACUCAUCACCGACAGUUUUGUGAUUUUUCGUGAUCGUUGACAUUUUUUUCUCUCUCGAAGUACUCUGAAUGCCUUGUGCAACGACCAUUUGACACACAUUGUUCUUACCUAAUUAGUGAUUUUUACAAAUCUAUACAUGAAAUUUUCUACUCAAAUUAUGAAAUGGUAUUUUUGUACGCAGACGAAUCAAUUACCUUAUAGAUGAUACCAUUUUCGUAAUUUACAAUUCGAAUUACAAAAUUAUUGACUGGACAACUAAGGGUAUGAAUAUCUUUUUACAGUAAAUAAAAUUAUUCAUUUAUUUAUCUUUUAUUUUUUGGAAAAAACUCUGCAUUCAACAGAACGAUAGCAUGCGGUCUUGGCUAGUUAGAUCACUCCAUUAUAUUAGAGUACUUUAGCAGAUGAAGCGUUAACAUCGUUUGUUCUUCACUGCUUUGUUGUUUUCUUUCUUCCAUUUACUUUUUUAACUAUUCGUAGAUAAAGAUACACUGUAUAUUUUUUUAGUUAUAAUAAUGACAAGUAAUCACAAGCAAAUGUGAGAAAGAAAACCGACAAAUGUCAGAUACGAGUCGUUAAGCGAGCCUUUGAUAGAAAAUACUACGAUAAAUGGAAUUGCCUAUUAGAUUUUCAACGAAAUGAUGCGAUUUCUUUAUUAAUAAGUUUAUAAUAUCAACAGUUAAUUCGUUGUAGAAAAUAUAAUUUUCCAGUAAUCCUUCUAAGAGAAGCGCUAUCACUUACUUUUUUUUCUUUUUAAGUAAAUGUACAUAUGUAAAUAAAGUAUUUUAAACUCAUACGAUUUACAUACUAUGUAUAUGAAUUGUAUACAUGCAGUCAAGCUAUAUAAUAUUGUUAAGGAAAGAAAAAUUAUUAAUUUAUAAUCUAUCUUGUAGUGCAACGGGCACAAAUGUAAUAUUAAUGAAACUUGAAUGGUAAAACUUAUAUAGUUUAAAACAUAUAAAGAUUUGUAUCAUGAUGAUGGUGUUAAAUAUCGGUAAAUAUAAUAUAAUUAUAAAGCGUGAAUACAUGAUAGCGCGAAGACUUUUACUUUUAUGCAAUCGAAAUAGAAAUGAGAAUGAAAAUCGUUUCAGAUUGUAUACAUUAUUCUAUACUUGAUGAAUGAUUUCCUAUAUAAAGGAGUCGUUAGUGGCAAAAACGGAAUGGUUACAGAAAAUUAACUAAAAUCAUUGUGGUUUCUGUUCAUUCGAAAUAAAUAGAAUAAAAUUUCACAGGUAAAAACGAAAUAAUCAUGCCAUGUUGUUUAAAGCAAAAUUAAGUCGAAGAGCACGAGGUUGUUUGAUGUGCAAUAUUCCAUUUCUAAAUGAUUUAUAAAUCGCAUCUAAUCAGCGGCUAAUCAAAACAUUAUAUUAUUUAAAAUGAUAUUAUGACAAUUUAUCUUCAUAAAGAAAUUAUUGAAUUGUGAGAAGCACGAGGUUCUGUGAUUGAUGCUUGUAAUUUUUUUAUGCGUGGAUUUUUUAUUAAAUCCUUAAGCGUUGUAUAAUUUAUAUACAAUCAUUUGAUAUUUUCAUUUUUAGAUGAAAAUUAAGUAUGAAUAAUGAAUAUGAAAAUUUAUAGAUAGUGUAUAACUAAUGAUUGAUGGAUCGUCUUUGACGAUGACAUUUUCUUGUGAAGAUAUAAGUAUUCGAUUAUUAACAAUUGAUACAUAGCCAUUUGCACGGCUUUCUCCUGAUCUUCGACUACCUGUGAGCCGUUUACUAUUGUAUAAUUUUUGUUAAAAUUAAAAAUCAUUGUGUGCUAUGACGCGAAAAAAACAUUAUUGAUAUAUAUUAAGAAAAAUAAAAUGAAACAAAUUAUGUGUCAGUUUAAAUUAUUUGAAAAGUGCAUACCUAUUAUAAAUAGAGUUAUAUUAUGAUAAGCGGAAAAGAUAUCACAUCUAUCUAUAAGAUUAGUGUUGCUUCUAGGAGAUAUUUUUCCUUCUUUUUGACAAAUGAAAGUAACAAAAAAAAGGAAGAAUGAUCGUAAGAUUUUUAAUAAAUAAUAUAUUUAAAAAAAAUAUUUACUAUGUAGAAUAAGCACGGAACGAAUGUUGUACAAGAGCGACCAAAAGCACGCGAGAGUAAUAUAAAUAUAUAAAUAUAUAAAUAUAUUAAAAAAUAAAUAUAAAUAAUAAUUAGAACUAAUUUUAUUAUUUUUACACAUCUCUGAGCUGCGUUUCGAUAACUGUAAACAUUUGGAAGUCGAUCAGUCGUUUGUUCUAUAAUUUUCCCGCUGCAAAGGUGACUUACUCCUUACUUGAAUUUCAAUUGUGAACUAAACUAGUAUAAUGCUUUGAAAAAUCCAAGAUCGCAGGAAAUAGAUUAUCGAAGCGCCAAUGGUACUAUAUUUUUUAUAAAUUCCAAUGCAACGUUUAUAAAAAUAAUUCGGCGUAGCAAAUCGGAGAUUGGAAAUGACGAAUUUAUCGAGACCCGAUUGGCAUUUAUAAAAACGAAUUUUCAAAGCUUUAUUCUCGUUGAAAAAUAUCGAUGUGCAAUUUGUUUAUUUUGACUUUUGAAUGUUUACUCUUCUUCAUCGUAUCUCAUCUUUGUUUUGGUACAUGGUCUAGACCAAACAAUUAUUAUAUUACAUGUUGUAGCCUAAACACAGAAAAUUUUGUAAUAAAAGUAAAUAUUAACGAA